AUGGCUUGUCUCAAUUUACCCAAGGUUUCAACCAUCUCUGAGCCCGAAGAAAGAGAGGGGGAUUAUAAUGAUGUCCCGGAAGGAGAGAUCGAGUCUAAUUGGGAAGAAGUUGUUGAUAAUUUUGAUAAUAUGAAUCUGAAGCCAGAAUUGCUUCGUGGCAUUUAUGCUUAUGGUUUUGAGAAACCAUCAGCCAUUCAACAACGGGCUAUACUCCCCGUUAUCAAAUCGCAUGAUGUAAUUGCUCAAGCCCAAUCAGGAACAGGAAAAACCGCCACAUUUUCAAUUUCAAUUCUUCAAAAACUUGAUAUGUCUAUCGGUCAAUGUCAAGCUCUUGUUCUGGCACCAACUCGCGAAUUGGCGCAACAAAUUCAAAAGGUGGUUAUCGCGUUAGGUGAUUUCAUGAACGUUGAAUGUUUUGCCUCGAUUGGUGGUACCAAUGUUCGCGACGGAAUCAAGAAGCUCGAGGCUGGUGCUCAUGUGGUUGUCGGCACUCCUGGUCGUGUAUACGAUAUGAUAAAUCGCCGCGCACUCAAAACGGAUCAUAUUAAAAUGUUUGUCCUGGAUGAGGCAGACGAAAUGCUUUCUCGAGGUUUCAAGGAACAAAUCUACGAUGUUUUCCAACUAUUGCCUCCGAGUACUCAGGUUGUCCUGUUAUCUGCCACGAUGCCAGCGGAUGUAUUGGAAGUGACAACUAAAUUUAUGCGUGAGCCUGUUAGAAUUUUGGUAAAACGUGACGAAUUAACGUUGGAAGGCAUCAAACAAUUUUAUAUUGCUGUCGAAAAAGAAGAUUGGAAAUUAGAUACUCUAUGCGAUUUGUACGAAACGGUUACAAUUACACAAGCUGUCAUUUUCUGUAACACGCGAAGAAAAGUGGAUUGGCUUACAGACAAAUUGCACGCUCGUGAAUUUACAGUUUCAGCUAUGCAUGGAGAUAUGGAUCAAUCACAGCGUGACGUUAUUAUGAAGGAAUUCCGUUCAGGAUCUUCUCGAGUGUUGAUCACAACUGAUCUCUUGGCACGUGGCAUUGAUGUACAACAGGUUUCCUUGGUUAUUAAUUAUGAUCUUCCAACAAACCGCGAAAACUAUAUUCAUCGAAUUGGUCGAGGUGGUCGUUUUGGAAGAAAGGGUGUCGCCAUCAACUUUGUUACUAGUGAGGAUGUUCGCAUGCUUCGUGAUAUUGAACAAUUUUACAACACACAAAUUGACGAAAUGCCAAUGAACACCAGAUCCAAUGACAUUGAAGAAGAAUACACAUUGCUCGAAAAGCUUGGUACUGGCUCAUUUGGGACGGUUUACAAGGCCAUUAAUAAUGACACAAAGGAGAUUGUGGCAAUCAAACAAAUUGAUCUUGAAGAUUCGGAUGAUGACAUUAGUGAAAUUCAGCAAGAGAUUGCAUUACUAUCGCAAUGUGAUUCUUCUUAUAUCACCCGUUAUUACGGCUCCUUUGUCAAAGGGUAUAAACUGUGGAUCGUUAUGGAGUAUCUUGCAGGUGGAUCAUGCUUAGAUCUGCUGAAACCUGGUCCUUAUAAUGAAAAUCAAAUUGCGAUUGUCUGCCGUGAACUCUUGAACGGCUUGGAAUAUUUGCAUAGGGAAGGAAAGAUUCAUCGAGAUAUUAAAGCCGCGAAUGUAUUAUUGUCGGAUGAUGGAAAAGUUAAAUUGGCUGAUUUUGGUGUCGCGGCGCAAUUAUCUGUUAACAAAAGCAAAAGGAAAACGUUUGUCGGGACUCCUUUUUGGAUGGCGCCAGAAGUAAUUCAGCAAGCUGGCUAUGAUCACAAGGCUGAUAUAUGGUCUCUUGGCAUUACUGCCAUAGAGAUGGCGAAAGGGGAACCACCAUUGGCCGAGUAUCAUCCAAUGCGGGUGCUUUUCCUUAUUCCUAAAGCAAAGGCUCCUGUAUUAGAAGGAAACUUCUCCAGCGCAUUCAAAGAAUUUGUCAGUCUUUGUUUAAUAAAGAAUCCCAAUGAGCGACUACCCGCAAAAGAAUUAUUGCGACACCGAUUCAUAAGGAACGCACAAAAGACUACGCAGUUACAGGAGCUUCUUGAUAGAUACUCUGACUGGCGGACUAAUGGCUCCAAUAGGGCAGCAGCGGAAACCGUAGCUCUUAAUUGGAACUUUGGAACUGCUAAACCACCGAAUGGUAUUAAUAAUAGUGAUGAAAACGUUUUGAUUGAAAAUGAGUUCACGAGCACCGUUAAGCUUAAACAAUCGAGCGUUAAAUAUAUUGAGAAUGAGAUAUCGGAUGAUACGGAAAUCGAUCAAGCUACAAUAAGGGCUUCUGCUUUCAAGAAAAUACAAGAUACAACAGAAACGCCGGAAUCUAAUCAAAUAAAUUAUGAGCAGUCUUCUUCCAGUUCCACAAUUGACUUAUUGAAUGGCACUGACGGCAGGGUUAAUACUGUGCGCGCUCAUAAAAGAUUUAGUAAUUCAACCGACACCUCAUCAACGUCACUUUCUGUCUACCCACGAGAUGUACCGAUUGCUGUGCCCGUUUCCGAAGAAGGUGUUUUCGGAAGACAACUUGUAAAUGAUGUGGUCUUACCAUCAAUAUUAAAUAUCAAGUCUAGUGAACUCAGAACUGCGGAGAUUGAAGCAUUGAGUAUGAUUGGAAAAGGGAUUGAGGAUUUAGAUCACGUAAAUCCUGAUCUCAUAGUUGUAACUUUGGUGGAAAUUUUAUCGAGGUUAAAAAGUAAUCCACAUUUAACAGAAAAAUUAACGGAUCUGGAGAUUAUUUCUGCUGAGAGUUUUGCAACUGCAAGUAGCACCGCAGCAAUCGCCACAAAACUAUCAGCAACCUCGAAAAAAAUAAACAGCAAAAAUCUUGAAAUGUUAUCAUCUUCUUCACCGUCUUCAACAUCGUCGCCAUCUUCUACGGAGGUAUCAGCUACAAACGAAAUUCAAACUGAAGAAAACACCACCUCGGAAACAGCUGCCGUAAAAUCAUCAAGAAUAACAUUUUCGGAUAUUUUAUAUCCAAGAUGGAUCGGACAAUUGAAAUCUAAAUGGGCAAUACUUUAA
Messenger RNA from Ambispora gerdemannii, 3015 nucleotides. Lineage: Eukaryota; Fungi; Glomeromycota; Glomeromycetes; Archaeosporales; Ambisporaceae. The record is from the annotation of a GenBank genome assembly.